AUGCCCGCUGUUCCUAAAUCUGCUCUCUCGGGCGGUUCUCUCCUCCUCGCAUGGCAGCUCAAGGAUAAACACGUCCUCAUCGUCGGCGGUGGCGACGUCGCCUCAGGUCGAAUCGAAUCCGUCCUCGUCGCUGACGCUCGCAUCACCCUCAUUUCCCCACGCGAAGGGCUGCAUACACGCACGAAAAGCUUCAUCGAGUCCGAGCCUCGCAUCACCCACCAUGACCGCGUUUUCGCCGGUCCCACCGACCUCGACGAUGUCGACAUGGUCCUCACCGCCAUUGAUGACGUCGACACCACCGGCGAAAUAUGCACGCUCUGCAGGACGCGUCGCAUCCCCGUAAAUGCCGCCGACAUUCCAUCUUCCUGCGACUUCUACUUUGGCUCCCAGAUCCGUAGCGGGCCUCUCCAGAUCAUGAUUUCCACCAACGGACAGAGCCCCAAGCUUGCGAACAUCAUUCGGCGUCGGAUUGAAAACGCGAUCCCAGAGUACGCGGGCGACGCUAUCAUCAAGGUCGGCGAGCUCCGUAUCAAGCUCAGAGAGCGCGCCCCGGGCGUCGGCGGAGAGCUGGGCAGGCGCAGGAUGCGGUGGAUGGUGGAUGUAUGCACAGCAUGGGAGAUGGAGGAGCUCGCGUUACUCGACAACGAGAUGAUGUCCAAGUUGCUCGAUGACGGUUGGGAAAAGAACCGCGUCCCAUCCCUCGAAGACGUCGGAGGGAAGCCCAAGAAACGCUCGUUGGCUCGCGUUUCGCAGGUUCCUGGCCUGGUCACUCUCGGAUUCGUCGUCGGCGCUGUGUCUACCGCUCUCGUCAUGCUCAAUUUCCGUCGGCGUUCGUAA
Sparassis crispa is the source of this 837-nucleotide messenger RNA. RefSeq names its product Siroheme biosynthesis protein. Gene Ontology annotation, biological process: siroheme biosynthetic process. Lineage: Eukaryota; Fungi; Basidiomycota; Agaricomycetes; Polyporales; Sparassidaceae. The record is from RefSeq and is a predicted model, not a curated record. Gene Ontology annotation, molecular function: precorrin-2 dehydrogenase activity; protoporphyrin ferrochelatase activity. The transcript has a single exon. Bases 1 to 837 code for a protein of 278 amino acids.